Molecule: messenger RNA, 5088 nt
Organism: Lodderomyces margitis
Lineage: Eukaryota; Fungi; Ascomycota; Pichiomycetes; Serinales; Debaryomycetaceae
Gene: REV3
Product: Rev3p
Exons: 1
Coding region: 1-5088 (1695 amino acids)
Biological process (GO): error-prone translesion synthesis; double-strand break repair via homologous recombination
Cellular component (GO): nucleus; zeta DNA polymerase complex
Molecular function (GO): DNA-directed DNA polymerase activity; DNA binding; nucleotide binding
Source: RefSeq, a predicted model, not a curated record
AUGAAUAAUGGCGACCAUAAUAGCUCGACAUUUGACGCGGCAUUCAAUGUAAGUUCGGUCAACUGGUCUACACACUCAAACUCAGCAUCACAUUUGAAGGUUCAGAUUAAUGAUUACGACACGUAUCAAGCCCAUCCAACUAAAUUGGACCAGUUGUACACCCAAGUCUCGCAAGUCCCAAUCAUACGGAUUUACGGAUCAAUAUCUUUUGAAGAUAAAGUUGUUUCACGCAAUCUGUCUCCUAUGAAAAAGAAGCAGAAGAAUCUAUUAAAUCCAGGUCUACAAACACGUCCUCAGCCAUCAGUAUUCAAUGCAGUUAUCCACGUCCACAACUUUUACCCAUACUUUUAUAUCGACUGUCACGAAAAUGACUACGAGAAAUUACAAAGUCCUGAGUACUUGGAUAAAAUAACCAAAUACUUGGAAGUGGUGGUCAAGGAAUCAUUUAAGCGAAGGCGUGGCAGAAAAGGUACUGGCGAACAGGAAUUGGAGCCUGAAGUGGAAAAAGAAGAAGAAGAAGCAGACAACAAAGACUCUAAUGUUCAAGAAAAGCUGAGCUUACGCAAAUACAUUGCACAUGUGUCAGUUUGCAAAGCUGUCCCUAUAUACGGAUUCCAACUCGGCUAUAAAUUAUUCUUCAAGAUAUCACUUCUUUCACCAUUGUACAAGAACCGUUUAGCACAUAUGUUUCAAGAAAACAAGAUUAGCUUGCACAAGUUCGAUCAACCUAGUGAAACAAAAAAGAGUGAUAUUGAACCAACUUAUGUUUAUGAAGCUCACCUUCCAUAUUUGUUGCAGUUCUUGACUGAUUUCAAUUUGUUUGGUUGUGGUUGGUUGGUCAUUCAUCGUGAUCAUGUUAACAAUGGACCUCAAACAAAGGGGUUGUAUUUCCGCACCCCAAUACUUAGCGAGCAUUAUAAUAACGGCUAUAGCCAGUCGCAAAUAUGUGGAUUAUCAAAUUACUUGCAACUGUACAUUUUGCCCGAUAAUGUACUCGUUGAUGGUGGGACUUUGCAGACGUUUAAGCGAAUUGGAAAGUCGAUGUUAGAGUUGGAUAUAACGACCAGCAGUAUUGUCAAUCGUACUUGGCUAUCGGCAAGAGAAUUGCAUGAUAGUUUUGUUGAACGAAAACAGUUUGACGAGUAUAAAUCUGACUUGUCACUGUUUGGUUAUCCCAGACAUGGUUAUAAACACGAGCCAGAUGGUACACCAAAAAUUUAUCUUUCUUCGUUGAAAUAUAUUUACAACGACUUAAAGUAUCAGUGUCACUUGAGAAACUCUACGUUUGAUGUAUCAGCAGAUGUUUUGGAGUCAUAUGAAGGCUAUUAUUUUGGUACGGGCUCCUCUAUUUGGUCCAAUCAGCAACAAUUGGAUGAGCUUUUGGCAUACAUGAAGCAAUUGAAUGGCAAGUCGAACCAAGGCUUUGACGAUUAUGCUGCAAAGUUUUUCAACAACAAGCGCAUACACAAUGCUUCGAAUUCCAAAGUCUUUACUAACUUCCCAACGUCAUUUAAUUUGGUUGAUCUUGAGAAAAGUGCGCAGUUUCACACUAUGCGUAUGCAGUUUGGCAGGGAUAUACUUAUAUGGGGAGAGUUUAAAGAUUUGUUCAAAAACGCAGUGGCUUCAUCAUCUUUUGAUAAAAGCCGAGCGAAAAAUAAUGACUUGAUUGUUCCAGAUGAAGAAUUUAAUGGCAAAUAUUCGGUGGGAGAAAGAGGUGAAGAAGGUCUAAGGGUUGAAAGAACACAAAGUGCGGUGAAUGAAGCGGAAAUUGACGAUUUUUCUAGUUUUGAUAGUGAAUUGCUGGAUGGUGAUAAAGAUGCAAAUGAAGCAGAAAGUUUAGAAAACAAAGAUGACUACGAGCUCAAUGCGUCGGCAAGCACCUCACCAGUAAAGAAAAUCAACAUCAAUCAUUGUGAUAGCUCACCUGGAAAAGAGGAUAUGGUUGACGACGUCGAUGCCUUUGACUCUGCUGAAGAGCUUGAUCAAUCGAUUAUUAGAUCAAUGACACAAUCUCGAGCAAAGAUACAUCCAAAUUCGACUUCAAAAUUGCCCAAUGUUGAAGAGAUAUCGUCAGUCGAAGAUUUUUCAUUCACUCCUACGCCAAGCCAAUCUAAAAUAACUCCUUCUUUGAAAAAUAUGCAAGUUGGAGCUAAUGAAUUUGAAGUGGUUAUACCUGAUCAAUUGAAAAAGGGAAAUUACAAGAAAGUCUUCCAAGAUUCGGGGAUAAUGGAGAUAAAUUAUACUGAUCCAUUUUACAAUACCGUUGAAGACGUUCCUUCAAAACCUUUUAUAUUUGCCAAUCAGAAAAUGAAUGUUACAGUAAGGAAUGCACUGACAAUUCCCAGCUUGGAUGUAGUGAAUGUACCUAGAAUUGAGGGCAGAAAAAAGCUUACAGGUAAAAGAGUAACCACCUGGCAGUAUAUGCCGGACCCUCCAUGUAAAGAAAGUAUCGUUGAUUGGCUUAAAGUUGAAGAGAAUAAGCAGAACAAAAAACGACUAAAAUAUAGAUCGCAAAUCGAACCAGGUGUAACGCAGACCCAUGAUUUCAAAUUUAGUUACAACUCGGAAAAAGUUUCACGAAAACCGGACGAGUUUAACUACUUAAGCAGUUUCCACUUGGAGAUACAUGCAAGCCCACCAAAUUCAAAAUUGGCAGUUGACCCGCUACGUGAUCCAAUAUCGUUUAUCUUUUAUUCGUUUGAUGACGCCAACGAAAUGUUUGCUCAAUCUGGAACCAAAUCAGGUGUUCUCGUAUUCAACAACCAUAAUUAUAAUAUUGAAUUCUUUAAUAGUUUGAGUAAAUCUUUGGGGCUAUACAUUGAAUUGUUUGAUGAGGAAAGGAAAAUGGUGGAGAAAUUAGUUGAGUUAGUUGAAACGUACGACCCAGACAUUCUAUCUGGCUACGAGGUGAAUUCAAUGUCUUGGGGAUACAUUGUUGAAAGGUUUCGUGAAGUUUAUGAAGUCAAUAUUAUGAGUUCAUUGAGUAGAGGAACUCAUCGAAGUAAUGGUAAGUUGGGAGAUCGAUGGGGAUACACUCAUACAUCAAACGUUGAAAUCACUGGCCGACAUAUAUUGAAUGUAUGGAGAAUUUUGAAAUCAGACUUGGCCCUAACCAGUUAUACAUUGGAGAACGUAUGCUAUCAUUUAUUACAUAGGUCACUUCCUCGCUACCUGCUUCACCAAAUAUCUCAAUGGCUAGAGAGUGGGAAAUUUAGGGAUGUUCAAGUGGCGCUAUUGUAUUACAUGAGACGAAUAGACUUGACAUUGAAAAUUGUAUCCGUACAGGAGUUAAUUACAAGAAAUGUUGAACAUUCGCGAUUAAUUGGAAUUGAAUUCAACUCAAACUUUUACCGUGGAUCGCAGUAUAAAGUAGAAUCAAUAUUGUCAAGAAUAUCCAAGACCGAGAGUAUCUUGCUAAAUUCGCCGUCGAAAAGGCAAGUGCACGAAAUGAGACCAAUCGAGUGCAUUCCUUUGAUAUUGGAACCCAAAUCCAAUUUUUACAAAUCACCGUUGGUGGUCUUGGACUUUCAAUCGUUGUAUCCAUCAAUCAUGAUUGCCUAUAACUACUGUUAUUCCACUUUGAUUGGUAAGCUACAUAACUUCAAGCCAAAGAAAAACAACAUUGGCUACUUGAAAAAUCUAAACCUACCCCCAGGGAUGGUGGAUUUAUUGAUGAAGGACAAUGCCAUAAAUGUCUCGCCUAAUGGGUUCGCUUUUGUCAAAAGCCAUGUGCGGAAAUCGAUCUUGGCCAAAAUGUUGGAAGAGAUAUUGAAUAUCCGAAUAAAGACGAAAACAGUUAUGAAGUUGUUUAAAGAUGAUGCCGAGUUAACUAAGCUUUACAAUGCGAGACAAAUGGCUUUAAAAUUGAUUGCCAAUGUGACCUAUGGAUAUACAUCAGCAACUUUUAGUGGUAGAAUGCCAAACUCGGAUAUUGCUGAUGCCAUUGUCUCGACUGGGCGAGAACUUUUAGACAAAUCGAUCGAGAUAAUUGAAUCUAGUGGUUAUGGCGCAAAAGUUGUUUAUGGUGACACUGAUUCCUUGUUUGUAUAUUUCCCCGGGAAAUCAAAAGCUGAAGCAUUUAAUCUGGGCCGAGAAAUUGCCAAAAUUGUCACCAACUCUUUUCCCGAUCCCGUCCAACUCAAGUUCGAAAAAGUGUACCAUCCAUGCGUAUUGCUAGCAAAGAAGAGGUAUGUGGGGUACUCCUUUGAAUAUGAAGAUCAGGCGGUUCCCAAAUUUGAUGCCAAAGGUAUUGAAACUGUUCGUAGAGAUGGUGUACCAGCGCAGCAAAAAAUAACGGAAAAGGCGUUGAGAAUAUUAUUUGAGACCAAGGAUUUGUCUAAAGUGAAGCAGUACACGUUGAAACAGUUUUUGAAAAUCUUUAGCAAUAAAAUCACCAUUAAUGAUUUCUGUUUUGCCAAAGAAGUGAAAUACGGAAAAUACAAAGAUGAAAGAUAUUUACCGCCAGGUGCAUUACUCGCAAGUAAAGCAGUAGAAGAUGAUCCAAGAAAAGAGCCACAGUACAAGGAAAGAGUCCCGUACGUCGUAAUCCGUGACUCGACAAAGGUACGAAUCAAAGAUCGAGUGAUGUUUCCUGAGGAUUUCAUAAAGACAUUUAGUACCACUGAGCCGUUAACGUUGGACUAUGAUUAUUAUAUAACAAGGGUAUUGAUUCCUCCAUUGGAGAGAGUCUUUAAUUUGAUGGGAGCAGACGUGCGAGGGUGGUACAGAGAGUUGCCAAAAUUUACCAGAUCCAACAUUAUUAGUGCAUUUAGUGAUUCGUGUUUAAUAUGUGGCUGCAGAUUAGAUGGAAGAGAGUAUGUUUGUCUGAAAUGUGGCCAAGAUGAACAACGAUUGGUUACAAAUGUAAUGAUGACUUGUAGGAACAAGCAGGAGAAAAUUGUGGAAAUUGAAAACACCUGUCGCAAUUGCAUGCAGAAUGUCUUUGCUUCUGAAGCUGCGGCAUCGCAAUAUACUGACAAUUGUUUCAAUCGUGAUUGUUCGGUGUAUUAUAACAAGGUUAAAGUUGAACAGGAAGCUAGGCUAUUGUUCGUCCGAAGGGAUAAGGUGUUGCAAGCGUUGGAGUGGUGA